This is a messenger RNA of Iphiclides podalirius (scarce swallowtail), 1107 nucleotides long. Lineage: Eukaryota; Metazoa; Arthropoda; Insecta; Lepidoptera; Papilionidae. The record is from the annotation of a GenBank genome assembly.
AUGUUGAUUUGCCUUAUAAACGAGCGCCCCGAAGGCGGGCCGCUCAUUUCGAUCAAACCUACGAUGUCGGACGUUGCUAACGACUCGCCAGUUGACGAAGUUUGCUUGGUCGAUAUGGACGCUUGCUAUGAGACAUUUGACAAAGAUAGUGAUGGCAAGCUGAGUUUUGAAGAGUUCCAGCUAAUCUGUAAAGCUCUCUUCCGCAAUGACAAGGGCCACAUUUACCCAUUACCCGAGGAGAAAGCAAGGCAUGUGUUCCAGGUGUUUGAUAAGAAUGAUGAUGGGUUCAUUGAUAAGGAGGAGUUUACAUUUUGCUGGAACCAUUGGAUUAAAGUGAUCGUGAGGCCCGUGAGCGCAUUCCUGGUGGUUGAUGUGCAGAACGACUUUAUCUCCGGCACCCUGAACAUCAGCAAGUGCAACGCUCAACAAGAUGGCAGCGAGGUCGUGGAGCCCAUAAACCGUCUGCUGGAAACUGUUCCGUUCGACUGCGUGUUCUACUCUCUGGAUUGGCACCCACCGGACCACGUGUCCUUCAUAGACAACGUCCACAUGCGCGAGCUCCACGUCUCCAGUCCAGUCUCGGCGGACAAAGCGCAGGCCUACGACACUGUGGUGUUCGCUGGACCCCCGCCUAUGAAACAGCGCCUGUGGCCCCGCCACUGCGUGCAGGACACGUGGGGCGCCGAGCUACACAGGGACCUCAAGGUGGUGGAGGGGGCGGUGAAGGUGUACAAGGGCACCAACUCCGAGGUGGACUCUUACUCCGUGUUCUGGGACAACAAGAAGCUCACCGACACCAACCUCAGCGUUCAGCUCAGGAUGCGCGGAGCUACGGACAUCUACAUCUGCGGGCUCGCUUACGACGUCUGCGUCGGCGCUACCAUGGCGGACGCGCUGGCGAUCGGCUACCGCGCCGUGCUGGUGGACGACGCCAGCCGCGGCGUGGACCUCGCCGACAUCGAGAAGACCAAGGCGACUAUCGUCAACAACCACGGGGUCAUCGUCACCUCGGACCAGGUGCUUGCAAUGGUUGAGGGGCGAGAUCGCCGCCCCGAACUCGGCUACAAACUGGCCAUGGAACUGAAGAACGCGAUGGAGGAGCAGGAC